This is a messenger RNA of Cavenderia fasciculata, 2049 nucleotides long. RefSeq lists its product as uncharacterized. The transcript has 6 exons. NCBI's taxonomy places the organism in Eukaryota, Evosea, Eumycetozoa, Acytosteliales, Cavenderiaceae. The record is from RefSeq and is a predicted model, not a curated record. The coding region runs from base 1 to 2049 and encodes 682 amino acids. Gene Ontology annotation, molecular function: protein binding.
AUGACAAAUACUACUAUUACUACUUUUACUAGUAUUAAUACAAUUAAAACAACAACAACAACAACAACAAUCACAUUUAAAAGUGUGAUACAGUCAGAGUAUAUCAGAAGAUUGAUAUUCAAUCAAGUCGGGUUGAUAUCAAAACAAUUGGCCAGUCAUGUAAAAGAAAAGGGAAAAACAGAAUAUGAUCAAAGUAUGAUCAAUACAUCGUUAAAGGGAAAAGAUAUCGCAAAGUUACCUAGAUUUGAAAUGAUUUCAAGAUUUGCAAUGCCGUGGAACUUUAUCAAACAUUAUCUUUCAUCAUCAUCACAGAAUGAUGAUGUUAAUGCUGAAACCAAAAUAAGAUUAUUUGCAAUCUCUAGAUACUGUGCACAUCAAAACGCAACAUUGGACACACUUGAACAUCUUGUUGAAUGGACUCCUGCAUUUAAUCCUCAACAACAACAAGAUGGCAAGAACAACAACAAAGAUUGUUACAGACACGUUCGAAAACCAUAUCGAGCAGGAGUAAUGAACUGUGGAGGACCUUCUUUUAAGUAUGGUUUUGCAUCAGAUAUUGCAUCGGUUGGAAAUAUUGAUAUUCUCAGAUACCUUGUCACCAGAUAUCCCAAUAUCAAUCUUGCAGGUGCAAAAGAUAAUGCUGCCAAAUUUGGAUAUCUCUCGAUUAUGAAACUAUUAGAACCAUUUAAAACACCAUUAAGCAAACAAGGUAGAAAUGGAGGAGAAUACACAGAAAAUGCAGUUAGCGAUGCAGCAGGGAAUGGGAGUUUUGACAUUAUCGAAUACCUGUUUGAAAAUGGAUACACAUCACUAUUUUCAGACUAUACUCUUUGUCGGGCAAAUAGUCAUUUCGAUAUUUUCAAGUAUCUUGUAGAGAAUCUAACCGAUAAAAGCUAUCUUAAAGAUGCCGAUGGAUAUUUAGAAGGUGCAAUCAGUAGUGGUAAUUUAGAUUUUGUAAAGUAUGUUUAUUUCAAUGUGACCAAAGAUCCAGGCUAUGGAAUUGAUAAAGCUGCAGAAAAUGGUUUCAUUGAAAUCAUUAAAUUCCUUCAUGAUAAUAAAGUUGGUAAAUCUGAAAAUUGGGAAGCGGCUAUGUCUCAUGCUGUAAUGAAUGGAGAUUUAUCAAUGGUUGAGUGGCUUCAUCAUAAUAGAACUGAAUCACGCACAACUAAUGAAAUGGACUAUGCUUGCAGUUAUGGUCACAUUUCCAUAGUUGAAUGGUUACAUUUUAAUAGAACUGAAGGAUGUACAACCAGAGCAAUGGAUUAUGCCAAAACUUUAGAAAUAGUUCAGUUUCUUCACAUCAACAGAACAGAAGGUGCAUCAGCAAAUGCCAUUGACAAUGCAUCGUCUACAGGAAAUUUGGAUAUUAUAAAAUAUCUCUACUCUAAUAGAACUGAAGGUUGUACCCCCAGAGCGAUGGUAUAUGCUAUAAAGAACAAUCAUAUCAAUGUUGUAAAGUUUUUGUAUGAAAACAAGAUUGGACAAUGGACAGAAGAGGUAAUGAAUCAAGCAAUUACAUAUAAUUGUUCGAUAGAGAUGAUAUUAUUCAUUGAUGAUAAAUUAAAAGUUGGAUGUACAUCACCUAGAUCUGUUGAAACUGCUGCAAAAAAUGGAAGAUUAGAUAUCAUUCAAUAUCUUCACCAACAUCACAAUACAUCAUCAUCAUCAUCUAUUUGGACAUCUAACAUAAUGGAUAAUGCUGUUGAAUAUGGACACAUUAAUAUUGUAAAGUAUUUACAUGAUAAUAGAAGUGAAGGAUGUGGAAAAAAGGCUCUAUCCUCUGCAGCAGGAAAAGGUAAUUUAGAAAUGGUCGAAUUUCUUUACGAGAAUAUUGUCAACCAAUCCAAUGAUAAAGUGACCCCUUACACUUAUAUUUCAAACAUACCUGUUAUGAAAUACCUUUUGGAUAACAAUAUAAUUGAUAUUAAAUAUAUCUUCCAUCAUUAUUAUUCUGGUGAUUUCGAAAUGGAGGCAUUCAUUAAGAAAUAUGGACAACAUCCUAACAAAAAGAUUAAAAAUAUCAUCACUACAUUCUUUGGAAAGAAAUAA